Messenger RNA from Dentiscutata heterogama, 187 nucleotides. The record is from the annotation of a GenBank genome assembly. Lineage: Eukaryota; Fungi; Glomeromycota; Glomeromycetes; Diversisporales; Gigasporaceae.
AAGAAGAACAAUUAGUAUACUUCAUAGGCUUAAGUAAUGAAGUAUCAGUAAACAAUAAGGUUUUUGAUACUUCACCUCAAAGAAUACACUGGGAAGUGGAGGAAAUAUUAAAACCCAAUUCAUCUGCCACAGCCUUAUAUGGAAUAUAUCCAUAUAAUACUAUACAGUUUUCAUCACAAGAUAUAAG